AGAAUGAAACAUGGCUGAGGACCCGCAGAGAAAUUUCCGAUCCGUAUAUUAUGAAAAAGUGGGCUUUCGUGGUGUGGAAGAAAAGAAGUCAUUGGAAAUCCUUCUGAAAGAUGAUCGGUUGGAUAUUGAAAAGCUUUGCACAUUCAGUCAAAGAUUUCCGCUCCCAUCCAUGUAUCGAACCCUCGUGUGGAAGGUGCUUUUAGGUAUUCUUCCUCCCCAUCAUGAAUCUCAUACGUUUGUGAUGAAGUACCGAAAAGAGCAGUAUAAAGACGUCUACCAUGCCCUCCAAGUAAUUCGCUUUAUCAAUGAGUCAACCCCACAAGUUGAGGUUUUCCUCCGGAUGUAUCAGCUGGAAUCAGGAAAGCUACCUCGAAAUCCAUCUUUCCCAUUGGAACCUGAAGAUGAAGUAUUUCUUGCUAUUGCUAAGGCUAUGGAGGAAAUGGUUGAAGACAGCAUCGACUGCUACUGGCUCGUCAGUAGCUUUGUGAACCUAUUUAACAAUAAAUAUAAGGACGCAAUACCCCAAUUGCCAAAAUAUCUGGAACAAGCGUUGAGCCUCGAAGACAGCAGGCUCCUAACGCAUCUGAAAUCAUGUUCAGCAAUGAGCCAGCUUCCUUACAACCUCUGGUUUCGGAAGUGUUUUUCUGGGUGUCUACCUGAUCGAGCCUACAAAGGCAAGGUUUGGGACAAAGUGAUCAGUGGUUCCUGCAAAAUCCUUGUCUUUGUUGCUGUUGAGAUUUUGUUGACUUUCAAAAUGAAGUUGAUGGUAUUGAACGGCGCUGAGAAGAUUGCCCAGUUUUUGGAAAAUGUACCUCAAGAUAAUACUGAUGCAAUUGUGAGCAAAGCCAUUGAGUUGUGGCACAAACAUUGCGGGAUGCCUGCACAUUCAGUCUGAGCAUU
Heteronotia binoei (common prickly gecko) is the source of this 900-nucleotide messenger RNA. It is a transcript of the gene TBC1D7, whose product is annotated as TBC1 domain family member 7. The transcript has 7 exons. Gene Ontology annotation, molecular function: GTPase activator activity. Lineage: Eukaryota; Metazoa; Chordata; Lepidosauria; Squamata; Gekkonidae. The record is from RefSeq and is a predicted model, not a curated record. Gene Ontology annotation, biological process: negative regulation of TOR signaling; activation of GTPase activity. The coding region runs from base 11 to 895 and encodes 294 amino acids.